CAUGUUCCGAAGACCUCUGAUUUUGCAAGGACCAAGGAUCAGACCCAUGACUUCGGUCUCUGGAGGCAAGAUGUGACCACUUAUCCAAAGUUUACUUGUUCUUGUGGAUGCCUAUAUAUACCUUACCAGAUCAAACAUAAAAUCAUCAUCAAAAACAAACCAAGAUACUUGAACACAACAGAAACAAAAAAGAUGGAGAUCCCUAUGAUAGAUUUUAGCAAGUUAGAGGGUGAAGAUAGAAGCGAAACAAUGGCACUUCUUCACCAUGCUUGUGAGCAAUGGGGCUUCUUUCAGAUUGAAAACCAUGGAGUUGAUAAGCAGCUGAUGGACAAGGUUAAGAAACUAGUGAAUCAGCAUUAUGAGGACAACAUGAAGAAGAGUUUCUACAGCUCAGAAAUAGUUAAGAGUGUCGAAGAUAAUAAUAAGACCACUGAUGUCAACUGGGAAAGCACUUUCUUCCUAUGGCAUCGUCCAAAUAAUAAGAUCAAUGAGUACACUAACCUUUCUGAGGAGCUACGCAAAACAGUGGAUGAGUAUAUCAAUCAACUUAUAAAGGUAGCUGAAAAGCUCUCGGAGCUCAUGUGUGAAAAUCUUGGUCUAGAAAAGGAAUAUAUCAAGCAGGCUUUUUUAGGAAGCAAAGGCCCUUCUGUAGGGACAAAAGUGGCAAAAUACCCGAAAUGCCCUCAUCCUGAACUUGUUAGAGGCCUUCGUGAGCACACAGAUGCAGGUGGGAUCAUUCUUUUGCUCCAAGAUGACCAGGUGCCGGGUCUUGAAUUCUUCAAAGAUGGCAAAUGGGUAAACAUACCGCCGUCUAAGAAUAAUACUAUUUUCGUUAACACGGGUGAUCAAGUGGAAGUCUUGAGUAACGGUAACUAUAAGAGUACAGUUCACCGAGUUAUGACUGACAAAGACGGAAGUCGGCUGUCAAUUGCUACCUUUUAUAAUCCUGCAGGAGACGCUGUCAUUUCUCCAGCUCCUAAAUUGUCAUACCCGAAUCGGUAUUCUUUUCAAGACUAUCUAAAACUUUAUUCGUCUACAAAGUUUGAAGAUAAAGGCCCAAGAUUCGAAUCGAUGAAGAAGAUGGUUAAUGGUCACUAGAUAUGUGAAAUCUUUCUACAUAAGAGCCAAUGGUCUCAACCAGUGUGUGCUACUUGCUUCUUUUGUUUUUCCAGUUCUGUUUCUAUUAAGCAUCACAUGUUUUCUUAUAUAUAUAU
This is a messenger RNA of Erigeron canadensis, 1214 nucleotides long. Its product is annotated as 1-aminocyclopropane-1-carboxylate oxidase 1. The record is from RefSeq and is a predicted model, not a curated record. NCBI's taxonomy places the organism in Eukaryota, Viridiplantae, Streptophyta, Magnoliopsida, Asterales, Asteraceae. The transcript has 3 exons. Bases 193 to 1098 code for a protein of 301 amino acids.